Molecule: messenger RNA, 1386 nt
Organism: Trypanosoma theileri
Lineage: Eukaryota; Euglenozoa; Kinetoplastea; Trypanosomatida; Trypanosomatidae
Product: Arf/Sar family, other
Exons: 1
Coding region: 1-1386 (461 amino acids)
Biological process (GO): intracellular protein transport; Golgi to plasma membrane protein transport; protein localization to organelle
Cellular component (GO): Golgi apparatus
Molecular function (GO): GTPase activity; GTP binding
Source: RefSeq, a predicted model, not a curated record
AUGUUCACAUUCGCCUGGGGUGUGUACACUUCCCUCUUUGCAGAACAGGCGUAUAAAGUUCUCAUUAUUGGCCUGGAGUCAUCUGGAAAAACAACACUGAUGGAACAAAUUAAGUGUACAUAUGGUGAGAAAAAUAGUACUAAUAAUAGUAAUAGUAAUAAUGGUAAUAGUAAUAGUAAUAUUCCAACGGUGGCUCCAGUUAGUGUGAUGCGAAAAAAACGGAUUCGCCCAACGGUGGGACUCAACAUGGCGAAAGUAACGCACCGCACAAUUCCACCGCAGUUGUACACUACUACUAGUCGUCGCAGUGUGGAGAGUCAACGUAGUGAUGAUCAUACUUCUGAAUCUACUCUCUCGCAUGCACCUCAGGCAGUUUCAUUAACUUCCGUUUCGGAUAUUUCUGCCCAUUAUACACCAAUGAUGACUAGAUUGACGUUGUGGGAUGUGGGAGGGGCACUGCGGGGACUUUGGGCAAAUUACUUUUCCGCUUGUCAUGGUGUUAUUUUUGUUGUCGAUAGUACUUUGGCCUAUUCUUCUACAUCUUCUUCUUCAACAACAACAACAACUACUACUAGUGAUAAUGGAAAUGCUCCUUCUAAUCCUUCUGCUGGUUUUCAUACGAAUACGGUGGAUGGUGUGGUAAAUAGUAAUGAAAGAGAAAUGAUGGAGUCUCUUUCACCAUCCCACUCAAGAAUGAGUUCUGGUGAUGAUCAUACUAAUAAUAAUACUAAUAGUAAUAAUAAUAAUAAUAAUAAUAAUAAUAAUAAUAAUAGUGGUAUGAUGAUGUUAUCUUCUCCAAAUUGUAGAGGACUUGCCACCGUACUGAAUCCUCCAAUGCGUAUAUCUCAACAACAAAACGGUAUGUUGUCAAGACCUUCUUCUUCUUUUAAAAGUGAUGGAGAGGAACAACGGCAAUUACGACGUAAAGUAUAUGCUGAAAAUGCAUCUAUUCUCCGUGAAGUAUUUAGUCAUCCACUCUUAGCAGAUGCACCUCUCUUAAUAUUAUCUAAUAAAUCCGAUCUCACCGAACAUGCCUCCUUGGCAGAAAUGCAAGAUUCCCUUGGAUUAGUAGAGAUGGCCCUUAUGCAUCAAGUGUAUGAUGUAUUUAGUUUAGAAGAGACUUCUUCUCGACGAAAGUCUCAUUCCGUUAGUGGCGGUGAUGAGGACUCGGAGGGAUUCGCCGCUUCUCUCACCUCCACAAUGACGGUGAAUGCCGCAGUGACUGCGGCUGCAGAGACAAUACCGGGAACGAGUGGAAUCGGCACAAAGAUCAUGCGAUUGGCGGAGAUUAGUGCGUUGGACGGCACUGGUGUGCGGGAGGCGAUGGAUUGGUUGGUUGUGCAGAUGCGGGAGAGUAAACGGGUGGCAGAGGCAAAGGAUGAGUGA